CAAAAGCCUAAAGCCCUCAAAGCGGCAAGCAAACGCGGAACAUUUCUCGAAACUACGUCGUUUCAGUCCUCCUUUGCUGCUCAUCUCGAAAAUUCCUUGAGUCAUUUUUGGCGAUCCCAAUGCUCCCUGUGUACAGUCGUUCAGAUCUGUUGUUAGAUUGUUGACGCUUGUGUCGGAUUCUCUGCGAUUGAGAUCUGUUUCUUUUCCUCUACAGAAUUCAGUUCAUAUGAGAAUUUUGGGUUUUCGGAGGUGGAGGUGUUUCUCAUUCUUUUACCUGCUCUGGUUCAGCAGUAGUAUGAAUUGAUGUACGAUGCAGAGAUCACGUAGAGCUCUUCUGCAACGAAGAGCUUUAGAGAAAGCUAUCAUCGGCCGGAGUCGGUUGUAUAAGGUUUCAUUGUCUUUGGUCUUUGUGUUGUGGGGCCUUGUCUUUCUUUUGAGCUUAUGGAUCAGUCAUGGUGAUGGAUACCAAGAUGGAUCUGGCAUGCCUCUCAUUGGCAUAUCAACUUGGGAUGAAGCAAAGCAGGGCCUUAAUCUAGGUUCUUGUUCUGUUGAUGAACAUUCUUUGAUAGAAACCAAUUCUGACAAUUCUUAUGAAGGUUCCAGAAAUGAUGCUGAAACUAAGGAUUUCACCAAUGAAUUACAUAGCAAAGGAAAUGUAAAAUCUACCUUGCCUGUUGAGGAGGGAUCUGAGGUGGAGAAAUCCAGUUCAGAUGUAAAAUCCGAAAAGGAUACCCCAAAGAAUGACAGGUUAUCCCGUGCUGUGCCACCGGGCCUUGAUGAAUUCAAGAGCAAGGCAAUUAGUUAUAAAAGUAAAUCUGUAACUGGUCAGGCUGGAAACGUCAUACAUAGAGUAGAGCCUGGGGGUGCAGAUUACAAUUAUGCUUCAGCUUCAAAGGGAGCGAAGGUCUUGGCUUCUAACAAGGAAGCAAAGGGUGCUUCAAAUAUUUUAGGCAAAGACAAGGACAAGUACCUUAGAAAUCCCUGUUCUGCUGAAGAGAAAUUUGUCGUUAUUGAACUUUCAGAAGAAACCUUGGUGGAUACUAUUGAAAUUGCAAAUUUUGAGCAUUACUCUUCUAAUCCAAAAGAUUUUGAGUUGCUGGGCAGUUCGGUUUUUCCAACAGAUGAGUGGGUCAAGCUUGGGAAUUUUACUGCUGCAAAUGUGAAGCAUGCUCAGAGGUUUGCUCUUCACGAGCCAAAAUGGGUGAGAUAUCUAAAGUUAAAUCUACUGAGCCAUCAUGGUACAGAAUUCUAUUGCACACUGAGUGUUGUGGAAGUAUAUGGAGUGGAUGCUGUUGAGCGAAUGCUGGAGGAUUUGAUCUCUGUUCAAGAUAAUCCAUUUGUACCUGAGGAAAUUACUGCUGAGAAAAAGUCAAUUCCCUCCCAGCCGGAGCCCACUGAGGGUAAUAAUCUGUAUCAGAAACCUGUUAGUGAAACAGAAUCUGACCCUCUACUUGACAAACCUGAAGCUAUUAAAAGUAACAUGCCAGAUCCAGUUGAAGAAAUUCGUCAUCAACAGGUUGGAAGGAUGCCUGGGGACACUGUUCUUAAGAUACUGAUGCAAAAAGUUCAAUCACUUGAUUUAAGUUUGUCUGUUUUGGAGCGAUACCUGGAGGAUUUGAACUCCAGAUAUGGUAACAUUUUCAAAGAAUUUGACAAAGAAAUUGAGGAGAAAGAUGUUCUUCUGGAGAAUAUAAGAUCAGACAUAAGGAACUUCCUUGAUAGCAAGGAGAUUAUUACCAAAGAUGUCAGUGAUCUUAUUUCAUGGAAAUCCCUUGUUUCCCUACAGUUGGAUAAUCUACUCAAGGACAAUGCUCUUCUCAGAGCGGAGGUCCAAAAGGUUCAGGAGGACCAGACACACAUGGAGAAUAAGGGUAUUGCAGUGUUUCUUAUAUGCCUAAUUUUCGGAUUCUGGGCUUUUGCGAGGCUAUUGGUAGAUAUGAUGUUGAGUGUUUACAUGGCGGUGAGUGUUAAUAAUAGAUCAGAUAAAUCCAGGAAUUUUUGUGGGACGAGCUCUUCCUGGGUAUUCCUGCUAUUGAGCUGUAGCAUUAUUAUUGUGAUCCUGUCAUUAUAAUUAUGGUAAUAUAUUUAUAUAUCUAUAUAUCAAUUUUCCUCA
Molecule: messenger RNA, 2113 nt
Organism: Vitis vinifera (wine grape)
Lineage: Eukaryota; Viridiplantae; Streptophyta; Magnoliopsida; Vitales; Vitaceae
Product: SUN domain-containing protein 4
Exons: 6
Coding region: 311-2071 (586 amino acids)
Biological process (GO): protein folding in endoplasmic reticulum
Cellular component (GO): cytoplasm; membrane
Source: RefSeq, a predicted model, not a curated record